UCCUCCUCCUUCUCCUCCUUCGGGUCCAAGCGAGCGAAGCCGGGCCAGGGCCAAGCCGAGGGCCCCGAGGGCGCGGGCGGAGCGGGGCGCGGAGCCAUGGCGCACCAGACGGGCAUUCAUGCCGCUGAGGAGCUGAAGGAGUUCUUUGCGAAGGCCCGGGCUGGCUCUGUCCGGCUCAUCAAAGUUGUCAUCAAGGACGAGCAGCUCGUGCUAGGCGCCUCGCGGGAGCUGGCUGGUGGCUGGGACCAGGACUACGACAGGGCUGUGCUGCCGCUGUUGGAUGCCCAGCAGCCCUGCUACCUGCUCUACCGCCUCGACUCGCAGAAUGCCCAGGGCUUCGAGUGGGUCUUCCUCGCCUGGUCGCCUGACAAUUCCCCAGUGCGGCUGAAGAUGCUGUACGCGGCCACACGGGCCACAGUGAAGAAGGAGUUUGGGGGUGGCCACAUCAAGGAUGAGCUGUUCGGGACUGUUAAGGAUGACCUCUCCUUUGCUGGGUACCAGAAGCACCUGUCAUCCUGUGCAGCGCCUGCCCCACUGACCUCGGCCGAAAGAGAGCUCCAGCAGAUCCGUAUCAACGAGGUAAAGACAGAGAUCAGUGUGGAAAGCAAGCACCAGACGCUGCAGGGCCUGGCCUUCCCCCUGCAGCCCGAGGCCCAGCGGGCGCUACAGCAGCUCAAGCAGAAGAUGAUCAACUACAUUCAGCUGAAGCUGGACCUGGAGCGGGAGACGAUCGAGCUGGUGCACACAGAGCCCACGGAUGUGGCCCAGCUGCCCUCGAGGGUGCCCCGAGACGCGGCCCGCUACCACUUCUUCCUCUACAAACACACCCACGAGGGCGACCCCCUCGAGUCUGUGGUGUUCAUCUACUCCAUGCCGGGCUACAAGUGCAGCAUCAAGGAGCGCAUGCUCUAUUCGAGCUGCAAGAGCCGCCUUUUGGACUCCGUGGAGCAGGACUUCCAGCUGGAGAUCUCCAAGAAGGGCCCCUGCCGCAGGGCCCUGCACCCCCUGUCUCUCCUGGUGCAGGCCUCAGCGCUGGUCGUGGCGCUGGCCCUGGGCACCUUGCCUGCCUUCCUGCCCUGUGAGCUGCAGCCCCAAGGCGUGGUGAACUGCAACUGGCUGUUCCUGAAGUCGGUGCCCCACUUCCCCGUGGCAGCACCCCGUGGCAACGUCACCAGCCUGCUGCUGCGCUCCAACCGCAUCCACCACCUCCGUGCCUCUGACUUUGCCCGCCUGCCCAGCCUGCGGUGUCUCGACCUCAAGUGGAACUGCCCGCCAGUCACCCUCAGCCCCAUGAACUAUCCCUGCCACAUGACUAUCGAGCAGGGCACCUUCCUGGCUGUGCCCACCCUGGAGGAGCUGAACCUGAGCUACAACAACAUCACAACUGUGCCCGCCCUGCCCAGCUCGCUCGUGUCGCUGUCCCUGAGCCGCACCAACAUCCUGGCGCUUGACUCCGCCGCCUUCGCUGGCCUGCACGCCCUGCGCUUCCUGUACAUGGACGGCAACUGUUACUACCGGAACCCGUGCCGGUGGGCCCUGAGGGUGGCCCCGGGUGCCCUGCUCGGCCUGGGCAACCUCACCCACCUGUCGCUCAAGUACAACAACCUCACGGCCGUGCCCCGCAGCCUGCCCCGCAGUCUGGAGUCCCUGCUACUGUCCUACAACCACAUUGUCAGCCUGGCGCCUGGGGACCUGGCCAACCUGACCGCCCUACGCGUGUUGGACAUAGGCGGAAACUGCCGCCGCUGUGACCAUGCCCGCAACCCCUGCAGGGAGUGCCCACGUGGUUUCCCCCGGCUGCACCCCGACACCUUUAGCCACCUGAGCCACCUCAAAGGCCUGGUGCUGAAGGACAGUUCUCUCUACAGCCUGAACGCCAGUUGGUUCCGUGGUCUGGGCAACCUCACCGUGCUGGACCUGAGCGAGAACUUCCUCUACAACUGCAUUACCAAAACCAUGGCCUUCGAGAGCUUGCCACAGCUGCGCAAGCUCAACCUGUCCUUCAACUACCACAAGAAGGUGUCCUUUGCCCAGCUACACCUGGCAUCUUCCUUCAGCAGCCUGACCUCCCUGGAGGAGCUGGACAUGCACGGCAUCUUCUUCCGCUCGCUCAGCGAGACCACGCUGCACUCGCUGGCCCACCUGCCCAUGCUCAAGAGUCUGCAUCUGCAGAUGAACUUCAUCAACCAGGCCCAGCUGAGCAUCUUUGGGGGCUUCCUCAGCCUGAAGUACGUGGACCUGUCAGACAACCGCAUCAGUGGAGCUGCGAAGCUGGCAGCCAGCACCAGGGAGGUAGGUGGCGGGCAGAAGAUCCAGCUGCAACCUGGGGACCUCGAGCCAGCCCCACUGGACCCCCGCAGCUCUGAGGACUUCAUGCCAAGCUGCAAAACCCUCAACUUCACCUUGGACCUGUCACGGAACAACCUGGUGAUGGUCCAGCCGGAGAUGUUUGCCCAGCUCUCGCAUCUCCAGUGCCUGCAUCUGAGCUACAACAGCAUCGCGCAGGCGGUCAAUGGCUCACAGUUCGUGCCGCUGGUCAGCCUGCGCGUGCUAGAUCUGUCCCACAACAAGCUGGAUCUGUACCACGGGCGCUCAUUCACGGAACUGCCGAAACUGGAGGCCCUGGAUCUCAGCUACAACAGCCAGCCCUUCAGCAUGCAGGGCAUAGGCCACAACCUUAGCUUUGUGGCCCAGCUGCACGCCCUGCGCUACCUCAGCCUGGCGCACAACAACAUCGACAGCCGGGUGUCCCAGCAGCUCUGCAGCAGCUCGCUGCAGGCCCUGGACUUCAGUGGCAACGCCCUGGGCCGUAUGUGGGCCGAAGGAGACCUCUAUUCCCACUUCUUCCAAGGCCUGAAAGGCCUGGUGCGGCUGGACCUGUCCCAGAAUCACCUGCAUACGCUCCUGGCCCCUACCCUGGACAAUCUCCCCAAGAGCUUGCAGCUGCUGCGACUCCGUGGCAAUCACCUGGCCUUCUUCAACUGGAGCAACCUGGCCCUCCUGCCCGAACUAGAAGUGCUGGACCUGGCGGGAAACCAGCUGAAGACCCUGACCAAUGGCAGCCUGCCCGCUGACACGAGGCUCCGGUGGCUGGACCUCAGCAGCAACAGCAUCAGCAUGGUGGCAUCUGGCUUCUUUGCCCAGGCCAAGUUGCUACGGGAGCUCAACCUCAGUGCCAACGCCCUCAAGACGGUGGACCCCUCCUGGUUUGGGCCCUGGGCAGGCACUCUGAAGGUACUGGAUGUGAGUGCCAACCCUCUGCACUGCUCCUGUGGUGCAGUCUUCGUGGACUUCCUGCUGGAGGUGCAGGCCGCUGUGCCUGGUCUGCCCCGCCACGUGAGGUGCGGCAGCCCGGGCCAGCUGCAAGGCCGCAGCAUCUUCGAGCAGGACCUGCGCCUCUGCCUGGACGAGGCCCUCUCCUGGGACUGCUUUGGCCUCUCACUGCUGGCAGUGGUCCUGGGCCUGGCUGUGCCCCUGUUGCAUCACCUCUGUGGCUGGGACCUCUGGUACUGCUUCCACCUGUGCCUGGCCUGGCUUCCCCGGCGAGGGUGGCGGCGGGGUGGGGAUGCCCUGACCUAUGACGCCUUCGUGGUCUUUGACAAGGCGCAGGGUGCGGUGGCUGAUUGGGUGUACAAUGAGCUUCGGGUGCAGCUGGAGGAGCGCCGUGGGCGCAGGGCACUGCGCCUCUGUCUAGAGGAGCGAGACUGGCUGCCUGGCAAGACGCUCUUCGAGAACCUGUGGGCCUCGGUCUACAGCAGCCGUAAGACACUGUUUGUGCUCGCACACACCGACCGCGUCAGCGGCCUCUUGCGGGCCAGCUUCCUGCUGGCCCAACAGCGCCUCCUGGAGGACCGCAAGGACGUGGUGGUGCUGGUGAUCCUGCGCCCCAAUGCCCACCGCUCCCGCUAUGUGCGGCUGCGCCAGCGCCUCUGCCGCCAGAGCGUCCUCCUCUGGCCCCAACAGCCCAGGGGCCAGGGUAGCUUUUGGGCCCAGCUGGGCACGGCCCUGACCAGGGACAACCACCACUUCUAUAAUAGGAACUUCUGCCGGGGACCUACAGCCGAAUAGCC
Messenger RNA from Trichechus manatus latirostris (Florida manatee), 4070 nucleotides. Its product is annotated as twinfilin-2. The transcript has 9 exons. Gene Ontology annotation, cellular component: cytoplasm; myofibril; actin filament. The record is from RefSeq and is a predicted model, not a curated record. Gene Ontology annotation, biological process: barbed-end actin filament capping; toll-like receptor signaling pathway; canonical NF-kappaB signal transduction. Lineage: Eukaryota; Metazoa; Chordata; Mammalia; Sirenia; Trichechidae. Gene Ontology annotation, molecular function: actin filament binding; pattern recognition receptor activity; actin monomer binding. Bases 97 to 4068 code for a protein of 1323 amino acids.